Molecule: messenger RNA, 2707 nt
Organism: Dendronephthya gigantea
Lineage: Eukaryota; Metazoa; Cnidaria; Anthozoa; Malacalcyonacea; Nephtheidae
Product: adhesion G-protein coupled receptor G6-like
Exons: 10
Coding region: 43-2418 (791 amino acids)
Biological process (GO): G protein-coupled receptor signaling pathway; cell surface receptor signaling pathway
Cellular component (GO): membrane
Molecular function (GO): G protein-coupled receptor activity
Source: RefSeq, a predicted model, not a curated record
CGAAAGAAAAGCAAAUAAUUAGUGCAAUUUCGACUGGAAAGAAUGUAUCAAUCCCGAUAUCCAAGUGUAGAAACUGCAGUAUUUUUACUCUUAUGUCUGGAUAUAUCAAGGACGGUCGCACAGUUUAACUCAUCAUUUAACUCGAGCUCUACCCUGGAAGCAAGUCAUACAACGAGUCUAAUACUAUCUAUUAGCACUAUUUUGCCCUAUGCAGCUACUGCGGUAGUUAGUGUUCCUUCCUCGCGGACACCUGGUCCUACAAUAGUAAAAGGUUUCUGCCCAAGGGAAGAAGUUGGUUCACGCGAAGCCUAUGGAGUGUUCACGUGGCCAAAAACCCCAGCUGGAAAUGGUUAUAGACAUGCUUGUCCUUACAACAAGAACUCCAACGCGAGUCGUGAGUGCUUGUAUUCCAACAAAACGAAAAGUGGAGGUGCGUGGGGUACAAUUGAGGUCACAGGAUGCGAUUCACAAAACCCUCGCAGUGGAAAGGUCUUCCUAUUGGCGCAGACAAAAGUAAACGUUAGCAACGUUGUCAAAAUAUCCAAACAGUUGAAAAACUUGUCGGUUGUUGAUGAAGAGAGCACUCUUCGAGCUGGAGACAUUGUCAAUAUCGCCACAAUAUUAGGAAACAUUGCUGCGGUGGGGGAGAAAGCAAACGAGAUUCUCGACGAUUUUCUGGCCACAGUAGACAAUGUACUGGACGCCGAAAUAGGGGAUCUCUUAAAGGGUCAAGAGAAGCAGAAUUCUUCAUCAAGGAUUGUCGAAGCCUUGAACAUGGUCGCAGAAUCAUUAGAUAUCGGUCCCGAAGGAACAAUUGAUAAGGCCGAAAGAAACUUCCUUAUUAACUUACAAGCCCUGAAGCCGCAAAACUUUAGUGGGCUUAAUUUCUCCGGAAUCAUCAAAGAACCUGAUAAAUUAGAGAAAAAUAGCACCUCAAAAAAAUUAGGUGAUGGCGUUUCGGACACUUUAUCUCCUUCUCUGAUUGUUCCUCGGUCCAUAUUCAAUGAGACAACGUACAAAAACAGUUCCGCAAACCAGGUAGUGAUUUUUUUACUCUACAAAGAAACAAAGUUUUUUAGACUGUCAUUGGCGGAUACGAGUACGACGUCAAGUCGCCUGAAUAGUCUUGUAAUUGCUGGAAGUAUCAAAGGAUUAUCUGUUGAAAAUUUGAGCGUUCCAGUUUAUAUUGCACUGCCAAUGAUCGAACCAGGGGACACGAAAAGCACUCUGUGCUCUUACUGGGAUCUCAACAUAGGGGAUUGGUCGCAGGAAGGUUGCAAGUUUGAACGCGUUCUUGAAGAUGGAAGGGUGCUUUGUAGUUGUAAUCACUUCACUAACUUUGCAAUGUUGAUGGAUGUCUAUCCAGGAGAGAAAACUGUACAUGAUAAAAUUCUUGGUAUAGUUAGUUACGUUGGUUGUGGGCUAUCACUGAUCGGGCUAACUUUGACAAUCACUAUGAUUCUAAUAUUAAGGAAUCUUCGAAAUCAAGUUCCAAGCCAGAUUCUGCUGAAUUUCUGCGUUGCUUUGUCAUUAACGUUGAUUGUAUUCCUGGCUGCUGUUGAGAGGUCAAAGGCAACGUCAUUACCAAUAGUUGGCUGUCGAGCAGCGUCAAUCGCCAUUCAUUACCUGUUGUUGGUGACAUUCUUCUGGAUGGCAGUACAAGCAUUCAAUAUGUACCAGGCAUUUGUGAGAGUGUUCACUCAUUCGCGCCUUUCCAAAACCAAGUUCAUGAUAAAGUGCUGUCUUUUUGCAUGGGGCACCCCAGCUCUGAUAGUUAGUAUAACGGCGAUUUUCACCCUGGAUAAGUAUGGCGACAAAACCUACUGUCGAUUACACGGAGUACCGUUUAUCGUGGCGUUUUUGGCCCCAAUUGUUCUUAUCCUGGUUGGCAACAUCGUGGCAUUUUACUUUAUCAUUCGCUCAUUGCUCACGUCCGGUGCCAAACUAACCUCAGACAAAAAAACGACAGGAUUUCAGCAUGCUAGACGGGGAAUUGCGAUUAUGGUACUGCUCGGUUUGACCUGGCUUUUCGGUAUUCUCGCCAUUGGAGAUGCUAAACCAGUGUUUCAAUACUUGUUUUGCAUUUUUAACACACUCCAAGGUCUGUUCGUGUUCAUCUUCUUUGUUGUUCUACCCAGUGGAACCAGGCAAAAUCUUCGUGUACAAAAUCCGAUCGUACAUAAUCGUCCUCAAAGUCGUUCAAAUCAGUUAAAACGUCGGGAAGGAGACAGCUCCCAUUUCAAUAACAUAGCUGAUACUACCACCAAUCAGUCGACACCAGCUACGAGUGAAAGAAAAUUUUUCAAUGUAAGUAAUGAUAAUCGGGCUAUUGUGAGCCCUUGGAAGAGUAUCGAGAAACCUGAUGAAGCAAAUUACAAAGGCAAAGAGCAUCUGGACGCCCCAUCUGAAAUUUAUUGACGAUGUAUGGACUAUACCCAAAACAGUUUAACGGGUUUGUAAGUGCCAAAAAAAAAAUGGGGAAAAUCAUAUCACGAAUGUGUUAGUUCGCAAGAUUCAAAAUACAUUUUGUUAGUUAAAAUGGCGCGGGGAAAGGGAAAAUAAUUUAGAUUGCCCGUUAUGUAACAAGUACUUAGUGUGUACCUUGGAUUCUUUUUUCUCGCUCUUUCGCUAAAUUAAAAUUGAUAUUUUCAACAAAAUCGUAGGCAGUUAAUCCUCAUUAAAGCCAAAUCGCUGUAUUUCUCAAAAU